UUAGAGCUUAAAAGAAGCUCCACGUAGCUCCUCAUCUUGACCCACCGAAUACUACUUAUAUAAUUCUUGAUUCCUCGGCAUUAUAGAUCCUUCUCGUCCUUCAGCUUGUUCAUUGAGUAAAGGUAGAAACAAAACUGGCAAAUCACAAGCAAUAGUAGCCAUGGGUAGAAGACCAGCAAGAUGUUAUCGCCAGAUAAAGGGCAAGCCUUAUCCAAAAUCUCGAUUUAAUCGUGGAGUACCGGAUCCAAAAAUCAGGAUUUAUGAUGUUGGAAUGAAGAAAAGAGGGGUUGAUGAGUUUCCCUGUUGUGUGCAUUUGGUCAGCUGGGAAAAGGAGAAUGUUUCUAGCGAGGCACUGGAAGCUGCGCGCAUCGCGUGUAACAAGUACAUGGCAAAAUAUGCUGGAAAGGAUUCUUUCCAUCUCAGGGUCCGAGUGCACCCUUACCAUGUACUCCGCAUCAAUAAAAUGCUGUCCUGUGCUGGAGCUGAUAGGCUUCAAACAGGCAUGAGGGGAGCUUUUGGUAAGCCUUUAGGCACUGCUGCUCGUGUAGCAAUUGGUCAAAUUUUGCUUUCAGUCCGAUGCAAAGAUGCCAAUUGUAAUCAUGCUCAGGAGGCCUUGCGCCGUGCAAAGUUCAAGUUUCCCGGUCGUCAGAAGAUAAUAGUCAGUGGGAAAUGGGGUUUCACUAAAUUCAAGCGUGCUGACUACAUUAGAUUCAAGCGGGAGAACCGCAUUCUACCUGAUGGUGUCAAUGCCAAGUUCCUUACUUGCCAUGGACCUCUGUCUGAAAGGGAGCCUGGACGAGCAUUUUUGCCUGCGACUGCUUAAGAAUUCAAUAGAAUAAACGACACGGUAUCACGAGGUUGCAAACUUGAUUAUGUUUGAUUAUAUUUGGGUAGUUGAAGCUUUUGAAAUGGCAUGUAAUCUAAGCUUUUUGCUGGUGUUUUUAGAAAUAUAUAUUUGUGUUUAACUUUUACUGAGUGGGGUGUUAGUGUUAAUUAUUGCAGAAAGCCAAAUAAUGCAAAACUCAAGAGUUUGGAUAGCCAAAUGGUUUGGGUUAAUUCUACUUUGUCCCCUCAAACUACAGCUGAAAUUUCACUUCAGUUCCUAAAUUUCAAAAUAGGAGACUUAAGUGCUUAAACUACAAAAUCCAUUUCGGUUAAGUAAAAUCAAUGAUAGAAUCCAAAAAACUAGCGGUGUAUUAGAAGACCUCCUUUAGUGUGACUGAGUAAAUUUUAUAAACCAAAUAGUAGGGGACAUAAAGGUAACUUUGCCAUUUUUCUCCUCAUUCAUCCUUUUUUUCCUUUUUUUUUUUUCUUUUUUCUAUUCUUCUUCUUCUGUCAAACACUUUUUCAAGUGAAGUUAUCUUUACACAAAAUUGCAUCUAAUCACAAAUUGUGGCUAGUACAGCCUAGAGGACCCAAAAUGACAUCCUCCGGUUAGCUAUUCUUCAUUUCUGGAAACGUAUCAUCUUUUUUUCCUUUUUGGCAAGCCAAAAACCUUAGUUGAUUGCCAUAAAAUUGAAUCCCUACAAUUACCAAUAAGAAUAAUAGAUACCAAUGAUUCAGCAAGUUCCCUAAUACUCUGAACCACAAAAUCUUUUAGACCAACUCUAUGAUGAAAUUUUAAGAGUUCAAUAUAGAGGGAUAUGUUUUAGUUAAAUCCAAAUUAAUAUCAUGGCAGAUCCCUAUGUUUUGUUCUUUCCAUUUAGGUAUUUGUACAGAUCACCAAACCUUAGAAAGGAG
This is a messenger RNA of Coffea eugenioides, 1740 nucleotides long. Its product is annotated as 60S ribosomal protein L10-like. Gene Ontology annotation, molecular function: structural constituent of ribosome. Lineage: Eukaryota; Viridiplantae; Streptophyta; Magnoliopsida; Gentianales; Rubiaceae. Gene Ontology annotation, biological process: ribosomal large subunit assembly; translation. The coding region runs from base 161 to 823 and encodes 220 amino acids. The record is from RefSeq and is a predicted model, not a curated record. Gene Ontology annotation, cellular component: cytosolic large ribosomal subunit; ribosome. The transcript has 4 exons.